Molecule: messenger RNA, 1388 nt
Organism: Gallus gallus (chicken)
Lineage: Eukaryota; Metazoa; Chordata; Aves; Galliformes; Phasianidae
Gene: FETUB
Product: fetuin B
Biological process (GO): negative regulation of endopeptidase activity; binding of sperm to zona pellucida
Cellular component (GO): extracellular region
Molecular function (GO): metalloendopeptidase inhibitor activity; cysteine-type endopeptidase inhibitor activity
Source: RefSeq, marked validated
AAGCCUGCUAUUUCACACAGCUCUCAGCUCCUCUGUACCAACCUACCAUUCUGAUCUGCUGCGCUGCUUUUUCCAAGCAGAAUGCUGUUACUUAUUUCAGUGCUCUUUGGCACGCAGGCGCUUUGCUCCUGGGCUGCCUCUCCUCCUGCCAGAGAGCUGCCAAGCGUGCUGCUCUCCCCCACCUGCCAUGACGCUGCAGUGGAGGAGGCUGCAGACCUGGCUCUUCGCCAGAUCAAUGCUGACCGAACAGAGGGCUACAUCCUCAGCCUCUACCGCAUUUUCAGUGUCAGAGAACAUCCUCAGGAGAUCACUGGUUCUGUCUUCUAUCUUAUCUUGGACGUAGUGGAUACUGAAUGCCACGUACUCAGCAAACAGUUGUGGAAGAACUGCACAGUCAGACCGGCUCAUACAACUGUUUAUGGUCAAUGCAAAGCAAUUAUCUACAUUAAUCAGUCAAGAAAAAUUGCUCAUCUGAAUACUUAUGAGUGCAAUUUGCAGCCAGUUCCACCCAGAUAUAUUUGGGGAGUAUGUCCUGACUGCCCAGUUGAUGACUGUCCAACUGAGCCCCGAUAUUUGGAGACUGCUGUUAAAAGCCUUGCCAAGUUCAAUGAAGAGAGUGAACAAACUCAUUAUUUUUCUGUCCUCAAUGUCACAAGAGGUUCAAUGCAGUGGGUCAUUGGUCCGGCGCAUUUUGUGGAGUUUUUAAUUCAGGAGACAUCCUGCUCCAAAAGGGACCCAGUUGCUGACAUCUCCAAGUGCAAGCCUCUUUCACCUGAAUUAGCUAAAAUAGGUUUCUGCAAAGGCUCUGUAGUAAACAGUGACAUGGAACACAAGCAGAGCGUCACAAUAUCCUGUGAAAUCUACAGCUCACAGGAUCCUGUCACUGGAGAAGGAAAACUACAAACUAAUCAGAGACCUGAAGAAUCCAGCCAGAAUCAUCAACAAGCUUUCUCCCUACACCUAGGAAAAACAACGGGCUGUGUCAAAAUUCUUCCUCCUUCAACUGAGGACAUCUCAUUUCAUAAACUAAGAGAAAGCCAAAAUGAGCAUGAAGAUAUAAAGUCAGUUUCAGCUAAGGCUAUAGAAUGUACGUCUACUCCACCAGCCCCUGAUGGAGAAACGACUCACGUAGACGAACCAGGCUUGACCAAACCAGUCACUGGACCAGUUAUCCUCCCUUUCCCUGCAGAACUUUCUCUAUCAGACUCAUGCCCAGGAGAAGCAAAGCAGACAGAUUCCAUCCUACAUCCUUUGCUUACUAGACAGCGUGCCGAAGUCUAGUCGGCACUCAGCCACCUUAACUACCUGCAACAAAAUAAUAGCCACAGUGACAAGGCGGUCUUCCAUUUGUGCAACAUCUUGAAACAAAUAAAUUGCUUGCUAAAGUA